AUGGUUAUAAAGUGUCUAGUGUGUUCAAAUAAGUAUGGACCAUUGUCAAGUGUUACAUUUCAUAGAUUUCCAAAGGAUAGCGAAAGAUUUUAUAAGUGGGUUAAAAUCUGCCGCCGUCCUGAUCUAUUAAAUGAGGGUCCAUCCGUUUGCUAUAAAAAAUUUAAAUUAUGUUCAGAGCACUUUCUGAAAACAGAUUUUAUUAAUUGUAGGUUGAGUAGUGUUGCUGUGCCUUCAGUAUUUAAAUGGUCUGAUGUAGAAUGUUCAGAUGUUAUUACUGAUGAGUCUAUUCCUAGUACUUCAGGAAUAAUGGCUGAUUCU
Molecule: messenger RNA, 318 nt
Organism: Myzus persicae (green peach aphid)
Lineage: Eukaryota; Metazoa; Arthropoda; Insecta; Hemiptera; Aphididae
Product: THAP domain-containing protein 6-like
Exons: 2
Molecular function (GO): sequence-specific DNA binding
Source: RefSeq, a predicted model, not a curated record